AUGUGCCGAGCAGAGUUUAGGCAACCGAGACAAAACUUUCUCCCUUCGCUAACUCUUUAUCUUCUCAAUUACAGAGCAUUCUGCUUCCUGAUAAAUUCUUUUCUUCGUUCGAGCAAGGCUUGUCUAGCCUGUGCGGAGCAAGCCGGAACUGGCUUCGUGACUGCUGGGACAGUAGCCUCAGUAAAGAAGAGACGCCCCUACGAUUAUCCCAUCUCUAAGAAUCUCAGGACUUGUGAAGAGCUGACUGACUCCAGCGCUGAACUAACGAAUCUCUUCAUGUUCUCGAAAGUGGAGUGA
Molecule: messenger RNA, 297 nt
Organism: Dovyalis caffra
Lineage: Eukaryota; Viridiplantae; Streptophyta; Magnoliopsida; Malpighiales; Salicaceae
Source: the annotation of a GenBank genome assembly